This is a messenger RNA of Adineta ricciae, 1905 nucleotides long. NCBI's taxonomy places the organism in Eukaryota, Metazoa, Rotifera, Eurotatoria, Adinetida, Adinetidae. The record is from the annotation of a GenBank genome assembly.
AUGGAUACGGCUAAGGAACAUGAGAAGUUAGAUAUUGUUGAUCUACUUCGUUUGUUACGAAGUUAUAAUAUGAAAGAAACAGAAGCACGUCUUCGACAAGAAUAUCGUUCACUGACGAGUACUGAUCACCAAACAUCUUUUACGACUAGAUUGAAUGUAAACGAUUAUUUCAUUGUCUAUUCAUAUCUGUUGGAUUUCAUUAUGAGUUCACAUUACCAGAUCGAAUUGAUCCAAUUCCUUUUCCCGCUUUUUGUACAUAUGUACGUGGAUCUCAUUGAACAUGAUUAUCUCGACGAUGCCCAAGCAUUCUAUGAUCAAUUCGUGGAUUCUACAUUAUAUUCUUUACACACGGAAUUUUUCUACUAUCUGAAAAUGAUAUCGCGAUCAUCCAAACAUCUAUCUCAAUGUCCAUUGACGGAUUCAUUUCGUACAAGUCGUUUUUUUCUGUGUUUGUCAAUGGCAACAUGCAAAGAGUUGCAAGCUUUUAUUCAUCACACCAGAACUGACUCUCAAUCGUGUUUAACAUCGGCGCAAAUUUCCCUACUCCUAUCUAUUUUUCAACGGCAUAUCAAAGUCGAUGUCAAUCAGCAGGAAUUUACACCAUCGAACAUCGUACGGUAUCAAACUGUCGAACAGCCAAUGGCACCGUUGUUUGUUCAUACAACACUUGCGAAUAAAAUACAAUUUACGCGUUUAUACACCGGAGUUUUACCUUCACAAACACUACCACUCGAUCCGAAUCGAUCAUCAGUUCAUUGCUCACAGUUGAGUGAAAGAGAACUGCUGAUGUCAUAUCCACAAAUCAACUAUAAUCGUCUGCCAACUAAUCUUGAUUUGAACAAUAUCCCUCGCCUUGGCCCACAUCAACUACCAUCAAUCUGUUUAUUCACGCUGAAAGAUGCUCAACAAACUGUUAAUUGUGCUAUGCUAUCCAACGAUUGUUCUCUAUUAGCUCUGGGUUUUCAAUCGUCGGAGAUUUUGAUUUGUUCGUUAAAUCCAAAGAAAAAACUACAUACAAUGAAACCAACAAAACAACUUCGUCAUUUACUGUCGAAUUCUACGAGAUAUUCGAAUAGUGAUCCGAUCCUAUCAAUAGAUACCUCCAAUGAACGAAUUUUGAUUGGACACACCAGUGCUAUACUUUCACUUGCAUUCGAACCUAGCAAGCAGAUCUAUUUGCUCUCUGGCUCGCAGGAUUGUACGAUUCGUCUUUGGCAUUUAUCAAUAUGGUCAUGUCUAGUUGUUUAUAAACUUCAUCAUCAGCCUAUUCUCGCCGUUACUUUUGCCUCUAUCGGUCAGAUAUUCGCAUCGUGUGGUAUGGAUGGUCUGGUAUGCCUUUGGACCAUCGAUAAGAUUAGUCCAAUUCGAAUCUAUCCUGAAUAUGGUCAUACAGGUGUCGUUCACCUAAUUGAAUUUCAUCCAAAUUCCAAUUACCUCGCAUCAGCACAUACUGAUCAUGCAAUUCAUUUAUGGAAUAUUCAAAACGAAAACGCACUGGUUCGAAUUUUUAAUGGCCAUCGUCAUCAGAUCAGCGCAUUGAAAUUUUCACCGACUGGUCAUCUUCUCGCGUCGGGCUGUUGGAAUGGCGAGAUCAUUAUCUGGGAUAUACAAAACAAUCUCCAAAUUGCCCAUUUAGACUUGCAUAAACAAGCGAUUUCGUCGAUUGAAUUUAGUCCACUCACAGGAACUUUACUGCUCAUUUCAAGUAUUGACGGAACGAUCUCCUUAUGGAAUUGUUUUAUGAUAACAAAGAUCUACGAUGAGAAACUAACCAAUUCGAUUGAUGUGAAUUUGUCAUCGAACAAAAUACUUUUCAACGUCUUUCGAUCUCAAAAAACAUCGAUAUUUCAUAUGCGUUUCUCCAAGGAAAAUAUUCUCUAUGCUAUCGGGUUAUUUGAUGAAUAA